CGAGGAGCCGGACCCCUUCGACGGCGAGGUGUGGUCCUGCGAGGUGCUGGGCGGCGGCGGGGCGGGCGGGGCGGGCGGCGAGCCCGGCGCGGGCGGCGGCGGCGAGGGCGAACUCACGGAGGAGGGGCUGGCGUGCCAGUCGGGGGACUGCAGCGGGUGCACGGGCGAGGGCGAUUGCAGCAAGACGCAGUGUUGCAGCUUGCCAGGCCUCCAGUGCUUCCAGAAGAGCGACGUCUGGGCAAACUGCAACGCCACGUGCAACAAGGACUACCGCAGCGACGACGGCUACGACGACAACCUGGGCUGGACGUGCGUGCCGCUGGGGAAGCGCACGCCCGGCGACUCCCACGCCUGGACCCCGUGCAAGUCGGAGGGCGGAUUCCCGACGCUGUCCGAGGACCCCGCGGGGGCGUGGGAGUCCGCCGACGGUCGGGCGAAGGAGCUCCUCGCGACGCUGAGCCUGAAGGACAAGAUCACUCUUCUGGAGGAACAGCGAGUGGCCCGACGACCGCCACGGGUACGCCGGUUACAUCAACCCUCAGAGCGCGCUCGGCAACGAUUGUGCGAUGCCGCUCGCACUGAACGACGGCCCUCAGGGUUACAACCACUACCAGGAGGCCCUGGCUGGCACCUCCACUCAGUUUCCGUGCCUUCUGGCCGUGGCGGCCAGCUUCGACCCGACUGUCUCAGAGAAGUACGCCGGUGCGAUUGCCGACGAGUUCGUGACGAAGGGCGCCAACGUCUUGCUCGGCCCCGACAUCGAGGUGGCCAGGGUUCCGCUGACGGGCCGUAGUUUCGAGACGCUGACCGGGGAGGAGCCGUUUCUGGGUGCGAGCCUCGUCGGCCCUUACGUGAAGGCCGUUCAGGAUCGCGGCAUCAUCGUCACGAUCAAGCACUGGCUCGACAACAACGAGGAGAUCUUCCGCAUGACCAUGAACGUCGACGUGGACGCUCGCACGCAGCACGAGAUCUACAUGCCAGUCUUCAAGGCCGCCAUCGAAGCCGGCGCAAGUGCGGUGAUGUGCUCCUACCAGAAGGUUGAUGGCACCCACGCGUGUGAGAACAAGCAGCUGCUCAAGACCCUGCUGCGCGAGGACCUCGGAUUCCGCGGGUUCAUCAUGAGCGACUGGGGGGCAACUCACGACGCCAAGCGGUCUGCGGAUGCUGGCCUCGACAUGGAGAUGCCAGGCGGCGACGAUGAUGAGUUCCAGAAAUUGGAGAAGCUCGUGACCGACGGGGAUUUGUCUGAGGAGACUAUCGACGAGAUGGCCGGCAACGUGCUGAGGUCCAUGUACGCUGUUGGCCACUUCGACGGGAAGUUUCACUACACGUCGGCGGAUGCCUCGCUGGAUUUGGACACCACGAGCGACAAGAACCGCGACCUCGCCCGUCAGACGAUCGUCGACAGCGCGGUGCUGCUGAAAAACGAGGACAGUGUGCUGCCCUUCGAUGCCUCCUCGCUCUCGAGCGUGGUGCUGGUGGGGAAGUACUGUGACCAGGUGACCGACGACAGCUACGGCCAGGGCAGCACGUACGCUGGUGGCGGCAGCGGCUACGUGAUGAGCAACCGGACAGUAUCCAUCUACAAGGGGUUGACGGAUAAGCUGAAGUCGGCGACGGUGACCAAGAGCAAGGACGCUGCUGGUGCGAAGGGGGUGGACGUGGCGGUUGUCUGCUUGGCGGCCCACUCGGAGGAGGGUUGGGACCGGGAGAGCAUCGAGAUGCCAGAGGCCGACCUCGUUGGGCAGCUUCGCAAGCAGGACCCAGAGCAGACGAUCGUGGUGAUUGGUAUCACGCCUGGGGCGGUCACGACCCCAUGGGUCGAGGACGCCGACGCCGCCCUCCUGCUGUUCAUGCCCGGCGAGCAGGUCGGCCCGGCCGUGGCGGACCUCCUGCUCGGCGUCGCAUCCCCCGGCGGACGGCUGCCGGUGUCGAUGCCCAGAGCCGACGAGCAGCGGUUCGUUCCGGCGCAGUACCCAGGCGAGCCGUACAACGACGUCAACAUGACCGCGAAGUUCUCGGAGGGGGUCCUCGUGGGGUACCGCUGGAACGUCGCCAAGGGCGUCCCCUCCGCCUUCGCCUUCGGUUUCGGGCUCUCCUACACGGAGUUCCAGUACGGAACGCCGGCCGUCCAGCCCAGCGGGAAGGGUGUGACGGUCACGCUGCAGGUUAGCAACGUCGGCAAGCACGACGGCUCCGACGUGACGCAGGUCUACGUCGGCUUCCCCAGCCUGAAGCCAGCGCUCUUCCAGCUCCGUGGCUUCCAGAAGGUUCAGGUGCCGGCUGGGGGCUCUGAGACGGUCACCAUGGUGCUUGGUCCCGAGGCCUGGAGCUUCUACGACCAGGCGAAGUCCAAGUGGGUCUGCGCGGCGGACUUGGGCGAAGAGGUCACGAUCAGCCUGGGGCGCUCGGCGGCCGAUCUUUUCUGGAGCGCCACGCUCGCCGACGGCAAGGUGGCUGUCACCGCGGCGCCCAGCGCGCAGCCCUCGGCGGCUCCCGAGGCUGCCGCUGCCUCCCCCCAGGCGGCCGCCGAUCCCGCGGCGGCGCAGCCCUCGGCGGCCUCCGAGGCCGCAGCCGCCUCGCCCCAGGCGGCCGCCGAUCCCGCGGCGCCCGUCGUGUAGGCGGCGCCCCGCAGCCCGCGCCGGGGGCCGCCGCCCACGGCGCGCCGCAGCGGCCGCGGGCGGCCGCGUGCCGCCUCGUCGCCCCUCGGCGGCGGCCGCGCGAGGGCGGCCGCAGCGGCUGCCGCCCGGGCGCUUUCCGCGAGCGCCGAGCGCGGCGGGUGCCGUGUGCCGCUUCCGCGGUCUUGGCCUGGGCCGGUCUUCUGAUUGGCGCUUUGCAGGACCAGGCCGUGGCCAGCCCAUGCAUUCGCUCGCCUCCGCCUCUUCCGCCUCCUCGUGCCCAUCCGGUAUAUCAUGAUGAUUGAUUUCCACGGCACUGGUGACUGGGUGGGAUGGCCACUUUGCUUUGUGGAAUUCGUACUGCUAUGCAACCGUUGGUGGGUCAAAGUAGCCCCUGCGGCGAGGCAGGCUGCAGCUAUGGAUGGGGAAGGAAGGCUGGGUGGAUGGGGGAGGAAAGGUGGGGGCACAGCGGCACCGCAUGCCGCUCCGCAUCGCUCCGCUGAGUUUGCGGGCAGGGUAACGCAACGCGUUGCUCGUUGCAUCGAUCCCCGAGGGCGCCCCUCGGCGUGGUCUCGAUCGCUCGUGCCCCUGCUUGCAGCACGCCCGCGGGGAGCUGCGAAA
This is a messenger RNA of Prorocentrum cordatum, 3239 nucleotides long. The record is from the annotation of a GenBank genome assembly. NCBI's taxonomy places the organism in Eukaryota, Dinophyceae, Prorocentrales, Prorocentraceae.